AUUGGCUGCUAAAGAUAACCGUACCUCCGGUUAUUUCGUGAUUGGUCGAGGGUGACUUGUACAUUACGUUAUGCCUAUUCUACAAGUACACAGGGAGCUUCUGAAAAGGAAGACGUAAUGGUAUGAUUCCUUGUGUCCUUGCAAUGGUCAUCAUUCUAAUAUUAUACGACAAAUUCCACAACCGGGAGUCAGAAUGAAGGGUUGCAAACUCUGAUUUUACGGAGACAUGUAUAAGACGUGCAUGCUUUGUGUGUUUGUUUCAUAGGCGGGGGCAUCGUCCAUGUGGGCGUCAUGCUGUGGGCUGCUGAACGAGGUGAUGGGCACAGGGACGGUGCGCGGGCAGCAGCCAGGAUUUGGGGCCGGGACGGGGCCCUUCCGCUUUGCCCCCAGCGCCGGCUACUCCACAUAUCCCCCCACCAGCUCAGGGAGUGCAGGUCAGCUCUGCAAGGCCUGUGGACUGGCCUUCUCUGUCUUCAGGCGCAAGCACAUAUGCUCGGACUGUAAGAAAAGUUUCUGCGCCCUGUGCUCGGUGCUGCAAGAGAGCCUCCGCUGCUGCACCACCUGCCACCUCCUGCGCGGAACGGCCUUCCAGAGACCACAGCUCAUGGCCCUGCGUGUUAAGGACCUACGCCAGUACCUGCUGCUGCGCAACAUCCCUACAGACACCUGCAGGGAGAAGGAAGACCUGGUGGACCUGGUGCUCUGCCACCAGGAAGCUGGAGAAAACACCUUGACACAAGGAGGUGUAGAGGAAGAUGAGGAAGAGGAGGAUGAGGAAGAAGAAGAAGAUGAGGAGGAUGCAGACACAGACAGCCUGCACUCGCUCCCUCACUCCCUCCACGCCUCGCCCCCCUCAGCCGCACACCGCUCCGCUUCGGAGCAGUCGUCUCUCUCCACCUCGGAGCAGUCGUCUCUCUCCGCCUCUCAAGGAGACUCUCCUCUCAGCCGGAGUGACAGCUCAGGGACCGCUCAGAGCCAGGAGCAUGGGGGAGCUCCGAGCAUCCCACUCCUUCACCUGGAACCUGCCAGUGAACCUAUCAUAGAGGUCAGUCCAGUGAUACAGAGGAGGAUACGGGCCUCUCUAUCUGACCUGGACAACGAAGGGGACAUUGAGAGCCUGUCUGUCCGGCAGCUCAAAGAGAUUCUGGCCCGUAACUUUGUCAACUACUCUGGCUGCUGUGAGAAGUGGGAGCUGAUAGAGCGGGUGCAUCGGCUCUACAGGGAGAACGAACAGAACAGGAAGUCCAUGGAAAAUGUCAGCAACAUCAACAGCAUGUCUGCAGUGGUGUCAUAUCCUCCGCCUAUCUGCAAUGGUGAGGUGGAAGACAGUGUAAAGGCUCAGCUGGCCUCUGAUGACCACCUAUGUCGCAUCUGCAUGGACGCUGUGAUCGACUGUGUGCUGCUAGAGUGCGGUCACAUGGUCACCUGUACCAAAUGUGGGAUGAGGAUGAGCGAGUGCCCCAUCUGCAGGCAGUAUGUGGUGCGGGCCGUGCACGUCUUCAAGUCUUAACUCUGCCUUGAGCGUGCAUGUCAGCCAAGGACAUUGAAGCUGUGACGUAGUGUGUGCAUAUGCUUGAAAACCUGAGGGAGUGUGAAUGGUUUUGCAAGUUUCCAAGGACGUAAUGCUGCAGCAGAUGUGCACAUCCUCCAGUUCAAAUGACAUGCAGAGCAGACAGCUUCACACAGCCUGACUUUUACUACAGCUACUAGAACUUCAAGAGCCCCACAGGAAACUGCUCUGUCGUGUCUGGACCUCCCCUGGCUCCGGGACACUGACUAACCUUCUGUCUUUAGUGUGAUACACACUGAAUUGUUUCACAAAUAACUCUACAAUAUCUUAUUUUACAGUGCUUCAUUUCAAUUCGUUUUUUACUUUUAAUAAACCAUGAAGCGGAAUUGGUCCCAUCAGAGCCGGUAUACCGAACGGGGACACAGGGCUUGUGCCCCGGGGCCCAGACCUUCCUCAACCAAAUUUCUAUUAUUACAUUUUUUGGGGUUGUGGGUCAGUGGGCCCCCCAGAUAGCAAAUAGUGUAAAAUUACAGGAAAUUAGCUUUAAAACGGCAACAUAUUCUCUUUGCCUCAUGAUAAAAUGUGUAGAAGGAGGGAGGAGUGCCUUGAGGUCGGUGCCCCAGGGUUCCAAAUGCAGUAGUCUGGCCCUGGGUCACAUGGAUACUUGAAUUGGAUAUGUUUCAUGGUGAGUAGGUAUGAGGUGAUCAAGGUGGAGAUCAUUAUGAUAUCCCAGGGUUAGAGUCAAUAUGGUUUACACACUCACACCACACCAGGCUAUACUAUACGUAUCUCCUUUAAUGUUCUUUAGUAUGUGCAAUAUUAAAAAAUAGACUUCUACAUCUGUCUAUGAAACUAGUCUGAGAAACUCAACCAGGCUGCAUGUCUCUGUGCUGUUCCAUUCUACACACACAGGGGAGGGUGUUUUAGGUGCCAAACUUCAUUACUGAUGUCUGAUUGCUGUUUCUAUGCCAAGUGUCACUCCUCACUUCAGACCAUGCAUUGCAGAUUUGAGCAGCAUCCAACCCAAUCAAUAUGUAAACCAUCAAGCUCAGUGAUUGGUUGGAUUGUAGGGAAGCUCUUGAGCCACAUGCUAUGGGUUAUAGGGUGCUUCAGUUCAAGGCUGUCCAACCCAUGUUCUCCUUGCAUGUGUUUAGUCAGUCACAAGUGAAAUCACAUGAUGAUCUUGUUUGUUUAGAGAAGGCUCCUGUCUACUGUGGUAACAUACCAUAUGCUGUGGCUGGGUCAUCCCAUGCUUUACGUUCUUAUGCUCUUCGUCGGUGUAUCUUUUAUUCAAGUCUGGCAUGACUGACAAUGUGUCUCUGCUACUUAGCUUAAUUAAGCAAUAUCAUUCCAUUACUUUUCCUAGGUGUGUUGUCCAUUGGCUCAGUGUUCACCUCUUGAAGGUGACAGGUGCUAAUUCCUCUGUUCUGAGCUCAUAUUUAAAAGUCUUUUAUCACGUUGUGGGUUUGUCUUUUAAUAUCUCUUUUCAAGAGAAGAAAAGGAUGCAUAAACUCAGUCUUAAGUUUAUUUGUUUAUACAAAUACAACUUCUGUUCUAUCAUAAAAUUAUAUUUAUUCAAAUGUCUAUUGAAAAAAAAAAAAUCUACUAAUGCCUGUAGAUCGUUAGACAAAAAGCUUAUUGCUGUAAAAUAAUUGCAUAUGAUAUGUAAGCUAUUGAUAAAUAUAUAUUUUUCCAUUUGCUUUGGAUGUCUUAAUAUAAUUUAUUAGCAUUUGAUAGUUUAAGAGGUUGAAUAUAAUUGUUUUCAGAAUGUAAAUUCCCUUAAUUUGAUCAAAUUAAUGACUCUCCAAUCAAAAACAGAGAUCACUGAUCAUGACAUUUCCCCAUUAAAGUUGUCAUUUUAUUUUGGAGCAUUUCUUGUCCUUACCUGCUAGGGGAUUCAAAACCUUAUGAAUAUUUGUACAUUGCACACGGUAGCGAACACUGUCACUGUGUUUACAUGUAUGUUUAUAAUAAUGCUGCGAUAUCUCAGAUGUCACUUGUAGGCAGCUAUAUGAUGUCAAAGUAGGAUGAGUUAUAGCUAUGAGCACUCUAUGGAAUCCUGGAACUUUGUAUUUUGGAAUGUUGAACUUUUUAUUUUGGUAAUUACAAGUAUUUAAUAGAUUGAAUAAAAUACUGUACCAUAUAAUAA
Messenger RNA from Salvelinus fontinalis (brook trout), 3659 nucleotides. RefSeq names its product E3 ubiquitin-protein ligase RNF34-like. The record is from RefSeq and is a predicted model, not a curated record. The transcript is spliced from 9 exons. The coding region runs from base 281 to 1510 and encodes 409 amino acids. Lineage: Eukaryota; Metazoa; Chordata; Actinopteri; Salmoniformes; Salmonidae. Gene Ontology annotation, cellular component: plasma membrane; cytoplasm. Gene Ontology annotation, molecular function: ubiquitin protein ligase activity. Gene Ontology annotation, biological process: protein K48-linked ubiquitination; negative regulation of extrinsic apoptotic signaling pathway via death domain receptors; proteasome-mediated ubiquitin-dependent protein catabolic process.